Messenger RNA from Mycena indigotica, 945 nucleotides. RefSeq lists its product as uncharacterized. Lineage: Eukaryota; Fungi; Basidiomycota; Agaricomycetes; Agaricales; Mycenaceae. The transcript has a single exon. The record is from RefSeq and is a predicted model, not a curated record. The coding region runs from base 1 to 945 and encodes 314 amino acids.
AUGAUCCCCCUCGUCAUUUUCUCCGCCGCCUUGAUGGCACAUAGCGCGCCUCUCCUCUCGCGCGACUUCCGUCUCCAAAACGGCCUCGACGCCCAGAAACUUAAUGCUAAAUUCAAGACCCUCACGAAUUCAACUGAAUGCACCGAUGGAGAGCAAGCUUGUAUUGGAGUUUCUUUUGCUCAAUGUGUGGCGGGAAACUUCCAAUUGUCACCUUGCUCUGGUGGUACUAUUUGUGCUGCGUUGCCACUUGUGAAUAAAGCUGGGACAAGCAUCACUUGUGAUACAGCCAGCGACGUUGCUGAUCGCAUUGCGCAAACUGGAGCAACUGGUGGUGUUGAUGGGUCUGACCCAACACCAACAACGACCAGCAGUCCUGUGGCCAACUCUACCUCCGACUUCCUUCUCCAGAAUGGUCUGGAUUCUCAGAAGCUCAACACUAAAUUUGCAUCGCUCACCGCAGAUUCGCCGUGCAGUGACGAUGAAAGAGCUUGCAUUGGGACGGCUACUGGCCUUUGCCUCAACGGCAGCUUUGUUGUUUUCCCUUGUUCCACAGGCACUGUUUGUGCUGCCCUCCCCUCUCUUACCGAACCAGGCACAUUUGUGACCUGCGACGCCCCAGACGACAUCAAAAACCGUAUCGACCAAACAGGUGCGACUGGAGGAAUAGAUGGCUCAGAGUCUUCCACCUCUUCCGUUGCUGCUUCAUCUCCAAUGGCGAGCUCCAGUGAUUUCCGCUUGCAGAAUGGCCUAGACGCCCAGAGAUUGAACGCUCAAUUUGCCACUCUCGACGUUUCAGCCUCAUGCUCUGAUGGAGAGCAAGCUUGCAUUGGCGACGCAUUCGCUCAGUGUGUGGCAGGCUCUUUUGGUGACGACACCUUGCGCUGGUGGUCUUGUUUGUGCUGCGCUUCCGCUUGUAAACAAGCCGGGAACGAGUAUAGCAUGUGA